AUGGCAUACCACGUGCCAAGAAAAUAUAACCCACGAAGACAUAGCCAGCAUAAGGCGCUGAACUUCAUGGAUAAAGAAAUAAUCCAUAGUCCUCUGAACAGAAAAGGCAAACAAAUAACAAAAUUUGGCCUCACACAUCUUCACAGGAGCAUUCAGUGCAAGAAGACAAUCAAGCAGAAUCUACACAAUUCUAGAGUAAAGAAACUUCACCACGUGAGACGUCGCUGCCGUUGGCUGGAUUUGCGUGCUCGUGCUCCAUUUGACGUUAUUACACGACUCUCAUUGCAGUGUUCUGUCAGUUGUGGUGCUGGAGUCCAGAGAAGAAAGCAGGUGUGUCAAAGGCUGACAGCCAAAGGCCGGCGCGUUCCCCUCGGUGAGAUGAUGUGCAGGGAUCUGCCAGGGCUCCCUCUUGUGAGAUCUUGCCAGAUGCCUGCAUGCAGCAAAAAAUCAGAAAUGAAAUCUUCUUAUUAUCCGCAGGGUCCUCAGAUCCUCAGUGUCCAGAGAGUCUACAUUCAGACAAGGGAAGAGAAGCGUAUUAACCUGACCAUCGGUAGCAGAGCCUAUUUGUUGCCCAACACAUCUGUGAUCAUUAAAUGCCCUGUGCGACGAUUCCAGAAAUCUCUGAUCCAGUGGGAGAAGGAUGGCCAUUGUCUGCAGAACUCCAAACGACUUGGCAUCACCAAGUCAGGCUCACUAAAGAUCCACAGUCUUGCGGCCACUGACAUUGGUGUGUACAGGUGCAUUGCAGGCUCUGCACAGGAAACAGUUGUUCUCAAGCUUAUCGGUACUGACAACCGGCUCAUCGCACGCCCAGCCCUCAGACAGCACAUGAGGGAAUAUCCCGGGAUGGACCACAGCAAAGCCAAUAGUUUGGGAGCCACGUGGCAUAAAAUGCGACAAAUGUGGAGUAACAAAAAUGAGCUUUAUCUGGAGGAUGGCCAAAAUAAUAACCAGCCUUUCUUGAGCGCCCUGUUAGGCCACUGUAGUAAUUCUGCAGGAAACACCCACUCCUGGGAGUUUAAGAAUAAGCAGUUUGAAGCAGCAGUUAAACAGGGAGCAUAUAGCAUGGAUACAGCCCAGUUUGAGGAGCUAAUGAGAAACAUGAGUCAGCUCAUGGAAACCGGAGAAGUCAGCGAUGACCUUGCAUCCCAGGUGAUAUAUCAGCUGGUGGCCGAGUUGGCAAAGGCACAGCCAACACGCAUGCAAUGGAGAGGCAUCCAGGAAGAGGUGCCUCCCGCAGCUCAGCUCAGGGGGGAAACAGGAAGUGUGCCCCAAAACUCAAAUGGGAAAAACUCAGGCAAGCUGACAUUCAAGCCAAAGGGACCUGUUCUCAUGAGGCAAAGCCAACCCACCUCAGUUUCAUUUAAUAAAACAAUAAAUUCAAGGAUUGGAAAUACAGUAUACAUUACAAAAAAGACGGAGGUCAUCAAUAUACUGUGUGACCUCCUCACCCUCAGUGAGGCCACGUAUACGUGGACCAAGGAUGGAGCAUUGUUACAACCCUCAGUAAAAAUAAUUUUGGAUGGAACUGGGAAAAUACAGAUACGGAAUCCAACAAGGAAAGAACAAGGAAUAUAUGAAUGUUCUGUAGCUAAUCAGCACGGUUCAGAUGUGGAAAGAUCUUCUUUGCUCUAUGCAG
Galeopterus variegatus (Sunda flying lemur) is the source of this 1639-nucleotide messenger RNA. RefSeq names its product ADAMTS-like protein 3. Lineage: Eukaryota; Metazoa; Chordata; Mammalia; Dermoptera; Cynocephalidae. The transcript is spliced from 5 exons. The record is from RefSeq and is a predicted model, not a curated record. The annotation marks the transcript as partial.